Messenger RNA from Sclerotinia trifoliorum, 2406 nucleotides. NCBI's taxonomy places the organism in Eukaryota, Fungi, Ascomycota, Leotiomycetes, Helotiales, Sclerotiniaceae. The record is from the annotation of a GenBank genome assembly.
UUUCUCCUCUUUUCUUCACGCACCAUAAUACCGAAACACCUCGAGAGGUUUAUUUGAGUCGGGCACUCAAGUUGUUGAGCCAUAUUCUUUCUUUCGAGUCGCAUUUACUUUUCUGUUUAAUUAUUGAUACCCCUCCAUCAACAACAAACAGCACUCGACACACUUAACUCUCGGCUUUCGUCAUGGAGGACUCUAAAUCUCAUGAUCCCGAGAAGGGUCAAACUCGAGCUAGCCGCGCCGAUAGCAUUACCCAGGAGGCUUACAUGCAAGAUACACGCGCGCCUUGGACUACGAGGGUUGUCGACAGUUUCAGGAGAGAUCCUAACGCUGCUGUUACGAAACCAGCUCAACGGGGUCUUGAUGGACGUGAAGAGCCUGUUUCAGGUUUCGAUCACAGGGCUGCUGCUGAAGCUACUGCCAAUUCUGGUUUGGCUAGAGAAUUAAAACCUCGUCAUUUGCAAAUGAUUGCAAUUGGUGGUUCUAUCGGUAUGUCAUGUCUCUUUUUGCACGCAAAAGUCAAUUUACAAUGAUGAAUGUAAAUGCUAAUUAUAUUGUAAUAGGUACUGGUCUCUUCGUCACAUCUGGAGCUGCUCUUUCAAAUGGUGGUCCCGCUUCUUUAAUCAUCGCUUACGGUAUCAUUGGUAUAAUGUUGUUCUGUACUGUACACGCUUUGGGAGAAAUGGCUGUCGUUUUCCCUGUCUCUGGUUCCUUCUCCGCCUAUUCUACUCGCUUUAUCGAUCCUGCUUGGGGUUUCGCAAUGGGAUGGAAUUACGCUAUUCAAUGGCUUGUUGUCUUACCGCUUGAGAUUGUAGCUGCUUCGAUCACGCUAGCGUAUUGGCCCGGUGCAGCUGAUACCAAUUCAGCUGCUUGGGUUACGAUUUUCUUCGUGAUUAUUGUUGCGAUCAACUUCUUUGGUGUAAAAGGUUAUGGAGAGGCCGAGUUUGUCUUCUCAAUCAUCAAGGUUGCUGCAGUUAUUGGAUUCAUUAUUCUUGGUAUCGUCCUCAACUGUGGAGGACAAGUUGGAGGCGGAAAGUACAUUGGAGCUCGUUAUUGGUAUCCUAAUAGCGUUGAACCUGACUAUUCUGGUUACUCCAAUAUCGCAAAUCAGAAUGCUGAUGGAAGCCCUAUGCCAAUUGCGUCUGGUUCAUUCCACAACGGCUUCAAGGGUCUUUGCUCUGUAUUCGUCACAGCCGCUUUCUCUUUCGCCGGUACUGAGCUUGUCGGUUUGGCAGCAGCUGAAACUGCUAACCCACGCAAAACCCUCCCAACAGCCAUCAAGCAAGUUUUCUGGCGUAUCUGUCUCUUCUAUAUGGUUGCCUUGACUUUAGUCAGUGUUCUCGUGCCAUACGGAGAUAAGCGACUCUUGGGAUCCAGUUCUACUGAUGCCAAAGCUUCUCCAUUCGUCAUUGCCAUCAACAAUGCCAGAAUUUCAGUUCUUCCUUCUAUCAUGAACGUUGUUGUUCUUAUCUCCGUUCUCUCCGUCGGAAACUCUUCUAUCUACGGUUCUUCGCGCACUCUUGCGGCUCUUGCAGAACAAGGUCAAGCUCCAAGAUUCCUUGCUUACAUUGAUCGUAAAGGACGUCCCCUCUUGGCUAUCAUCUUCUCAUCAGUUAUUGGUCUUCUCUGCUAUGUCGUAGCUGGUGGUCAAACAACCGCUGCUACCGCUCUUAACUGGCUGUACUCCCUUUCUGGUCUCUCGUCUCUCUUCACAUGGGGAUCAAUCUGUCUCGCACACAUUCGAUUCCGUGCCGCCUGGAAAGCACAAGGUCACACCCUUGAUGAAUUAGCCUUCACAUCCCAAGUUGGAGUUAUCGGUUCAUGGGUCGGUUUAAUUCUCAAUGUUCUCGUAUUGAUUGCACAAUUCUGGACGGCUAUCUGGCCCAUUGGUUACGCAUCACUCUCCCCAUCAGGGGUUGCUCAAAGCUUCUUCUUGGCCUAUCUAGCCGCUCCGGUUGUCUUGAUGUUCUACAUCCCAUACAAGAUCUACUACAAAACUCCUUUCAUGAAGGCAGAAGAUAUGGAUUUGACUACAGGAAAGAGAGAUUUGGAUACCCCGGCAUUGAUAGAACAAGAUCGUCUUGAGAAGGCGGCAUGGCCUCGCUGGAAGAGAAUUUACAGGACCAUAUGUUAAAAAUCCCAAGGUAAAGGGAACAUGGCGUUUGGGUUUGCUUUUAUUUAUAUGAUUAUGUGUAUCAUAUCUACUACGUUGUUUAAUGAUUGUCUUAUUUUGGUAUCUAUAUACUCGAUAGAUAGAUGAGAGAGGGAAGGAAGGGAAAGGAAUGGGAGGGAUACCAUGAAGCUGCUGGCUGAAGCUGCGGCUGCGCCUGGGAUUGGGUUCGCGGUAACGUUGAUAUUGAUCAAUGUGGUGGCUGGAUUGGAAAGAGGGAAUGCUAUAGAGAAAGAUUC